CAACCGACGAACAAAUAAACAAACAAAUAAGAGGAGUUAUAUAUAGUAUUGGAAAGAUGCGUCUAACUUUAGUGGCUCUUAUUGGCAUCCUGUGCCUGGCCUAUGUGUAUGCCCUGGAUGAUAUUGAUACCUCUGCCGAUGGCGAACAACCAAUUGGACUCUUAGAUGUGGCUGGUCCUGCAGAAACCCAUGAUAACACUGGCGCUCGAGAGGCUAGAGGCUAUGGCGGUGGCUGGGGAGGCGGCUACGGAGGCGGCUGGGGAGGCGGUUACGGAGGCCGCUGGGGAGGCGGCUGGGGAGGAGGCCACAGAGGCGGAUGGGGCCGUGGUGGUGGUUGGGGCCAUGGUGGUGGUUGGGGCCGUGGUGGCGGAUGGGGUUGGGGCAAAUAAGUUCCAACCGGUUAU
Messenger RNA from Drosophila willistoni, 404 nucleotides. Its product is annotated as major prion protein 1. The record is from RefSeq and is a predicted model, not a curated record. NCBI's taxonomy places the organism in Eukaryota, Metazoa, Arthropoda, Insecta, Diptera, Drosophilidae. The transcript has a single exon. The coding region runs from base 57 to 389 and encodes 110 amino acids.